GAGAGACUCGACUCGAAAACAAACAGAGCCUCCUCCGGUCCUCCCUGCCCUGCCCUGCCUCGGGCUGUAAAUAAAUACCCAAGCUCUCCUACAACAUCCAUUUGAUCUCCCCUUGGCUCUCGUCUUCUUCGUCUUGGAAGAGAGAGCAGGAUGAUGGAUGGUGCCAAUGGCGAUGGGGUCGGAGUGGAGAGAUCAUACGCUUCUUCUGGUCACAGCGUGCUGCCCAUAGCGUGGCAGAGCUUCACGGCCAGCUCCCAUGCCGCGCCGGCGCGGCGCGACAUGGAUUCCUUCGCGUGGGCUUCGGUCUCCAGGCGCACGGCCGCAGGCGGGAGCCUCUUCCCGCCGGAGCACGGGCUCCAGGCGUCACAGGCGGCGGCCGGAUACGAGCAUUUCCCGGCGGACUCCAAGAAGAAGAGGAGGAGAUCAGACGAGGUCUCUGGAACGGAUCAUGCCAAGACGUCGAAUGGGGCAGAGGAGACUGAGAGAGGCAAGGACGCCAAGGGCGAAGAAGAGGCCGGUCCGGCGGCAGCGGCGGCGACCGGCCAGUCGAAAGGGAAGGGAGCCGGCGAGCGACAGAAGGAAGGGUACGUCCAUGUCAGGGCCAGGAGCGAGCAGGCGACCAACAGCCACAGCAUUGCAGAGAAGUUGAGGAGGGAGAAGAUCAGCGAGAGGAUGAAGCUUCUGCAGGACCUUGUUCCCGGAUGCAGCAAGGUCACCGGGAAGGCUGUGAUGCUCGACGAGAUCAUCAACUACGUCCAGUCCCUGCAAAGGCAGGUGGAGCAAAUAAAGCACGGAAUCAUCCUUCUCCAAUGCUUCGCAGUUUCUAUCGAUGAAGCUCUCCACGGUCAACCCGAGGCUCGGCGUCGACAUAGAAUUGCUUCUUGCCAAGGAUAUUCUUCCAUUUUCGUGGGCUUCCUCAACUGGUCCCAUGGGACUCUCAUUCUCCCAGGAGAUGAUGCCCAAACCAUCCCAACCAGGCAUGCUCCAGGGAGAUGUUCAUGGCAUGGCCAACCCAGAUACGCUCAGAGCACUCAUGCAGUCAUUCUCCCAGGAGCCGGCAUCCCAGAUGCAUCUGGGUCGACCAUUCCAUGGCGCGGUGCAAAUGGCAUAUCCUCCAUUGGUGAUAGGUUCUGAAGAUAUGAGCAUCAGGACAGAUCAUGAUGGGUUUCAUAUUUAAGUUGACGCGAAUGCAGGAGCAGCACUGUCUAGUUUGAUUGCCUAGUACAUGAGAUUCAAUUGUUUUCAGAACUGAAAUUUAGCAACAGGGGCAGCAAUCCUAGCUGAGAGUAAUCUGAAUAGAUAUAGAAUGCCAAUUUGUCACCAAAAUCUGAAAGGGGUGGGCAAAACGUUUUGUAAAGUGAGCAGUUGAUUGAAACUUAAGGGGUUAUCUAAUUUCAUUUGGUCC
Brachypodium distachyon (stiff brome) is the source of this 1405-nucleotide messenger RNA. Its product is annotated as transcription factor bHLH49. The transcript has 7 exons. Gene Ontology annotation, molecular function: protein dimerization activity; DNA-binding transcription factor activity. The coding region runs from base 151 to 1134 and encodes 327 amino acids. Gene Ontology annotation, cellular component: nucleus. Gene Ontology annotation, biological process: regulation of DNA-templated transcription. NCBI's taxonomy places the organism in Eukaryota, Viridiplantae, Streptophyta, Magnoliopsida, Poales, Poaceae. The record is from RefSeq and is a predicted model, not a curated record.